Molecule: messenger RNA, 1666 nt
Organism: Seriola dumerili (greater amberjack)
Lineage: Eukaryota; Metazoa; Chordata; Actinopteri; Carangiformes; Carangidae
Gene: vat1
Product: synaptic vesicle membrane protein VAT-1 homolog
Exons: 6
Coding region: 207-1616 (469 amino acids)
Molecular function (GO): oxidoreductase activity
Source: RefSeq, a predicted model, not a curated record
ACUGAUCAGCCCACUUGGUCGGGGUUUGUGUCUCCAUGCAAGACUGCUGAAAAAGAAGCUCUGACUCUCGCACUUUCUUUGAUUUUGCAAAGGCAAGCAGACGCAGCCACACAACACGCCCGUCCACGGCAACAAAAGCACAAGAAGUGAAAAGGCUCUAAGUAUUUUUUUCCUAGACUCACCAGUGUCUCACAGCUCCCUGCACAAUGUCUGGAGAGGACGCACCUGCCCAGCAGCAAAACGCCGUGGACCAGAAGCAGGAGACCAAACCAGCGGAGGAGCCCAAAACCGAGUCGCCCAAGACGGAGUCCGCUCCCGCCGCUGCCGCCGAAGCAGCGGCUACCCCUGCGGCGACCACCGAGAAGGUCCCCGAGGAGGAGGCGUUCACCUACCGCGCUCUGGUGCUCACCGGCUACGGGGGCUAUGAUAAAGUGAAGUUGCAGGUGAAGAAAGGCAAGCCGGCGCUCAAGGCCGGUGAGGUCCUGGUGCGGGUCAAGGCUUGCGGGCUGAACUUCGCCGACUUGAUGGCCAGACAGGGGCUGUACGACCGGCUGCCAUCCCCGCCGGUCACCCCGGGAAUGGAGUGCUCCGGGGUGGUGGAGGCUGUAGGGGAAGAAGUGACAGACAGAAAAGUCGGUGACAAGGUGAUGGUGCUGAACCGCUUCGGGCUCUGGCAGGAGGUGGCGGUGGUGCCGGCAACCCACACCUUCCUCAUCCCAGAGGGCAUGAGCUUCGAGGAGGCAGCGGCCCUUCCUGUCAACUACGUCACCGCCUACAUGAUGCUGUUUGAUUUCGGCAACCUCCGGCCCAACCAGAGCGUCCUCGUCCACUCUGCUGCAGGUGGUGUGGGUAUCGCAGCCACCCAGCUGUGCCAGACGGUGAAGGAUGUGACUGUGUUCGGCACGGCGUCGGCCAGCAAGCAUGAGACCAUCAGCCAGGGCGGAGUCACGCAUGCCAUCGACUAUCGCACCAAGGACUACGUGGAGGAGGUCCGCAAGAUCAGUCCCAAAGGGCUGGACAUAAUACUGGACCCUCUCGGAGGAUCAGACACCCAUAAGGCCUACAACCUGCUGAAGCCUAUGGGCAAACUUAUUACCUAUGGUACGGCUAACAUGCUGGCAGGCCAGAAGAAGAACCUGCUCGCCGUGGCCAAGAACUGGUACCACCAGUUCUCCAUCCACACGCUCAGCCUGAUCCAGGGCAACAAGUCGGUGUGCGGCUUCCACUUGGGCUACCUGGACGGUGAGACAGAGCUCAUCACACAGGCCAUGAACACCAUCCUGGAUCUCUACAAGCAGGGCAAGGUCAAGCCCCGCAUCGACUCCACUUGGCAUCUUGAGCAGGUGGGCGAUGCCAUGAGGAAGAUGCAGGAGAGGAACAACAUCGGCAAAAUGAUCCUCACCACGGAGCCGAUGCCCGAGGAGGAGAAGAAAGAGGAGCCCAAGAAGGAUGACAAGAAGGAGGACAAGAAGAAGGAUGACAAGAAGAAGGAUGACAAGAAGAAGGACGAUGCCAAGAAGGAGGAGAAGAAGGACGACAAGAAGAAAGAAGAGCCCAAGAAGGAGGAGAAGAAGGAGGAAGAGAAGAAGGAAGAGGUCAAGAAGGAGGAGAAGUGAGAGGGAGGGAUGGAGAGUCAAGCAGACCACCUGGGGGUUUGUGUCCUGGG